CCAGACCGAAACAAAAUGCAAGCCAUUCUAGGGCUUCUACUGCUGUUUGGACUAAUCUAUACCACGAUCGGUGCAUCGGGUAUAUUCCAGAGUAUAAACAUAGGUGCCGAUGGAGGUGGCCUAACAAGAUCUUCCAAUGGCAACGAUGACUGGAGCGAAAGUGUUCACAAUGCGGAUGUUGACAGGGCUCUGAAGUUGUUGGAAAAACUAGAUAACAGUGGAAAUGAUAGAAACAACUGGGGAAACGAUGCAGUUAGAAAUUCUGGAUUCGAUGUCAACAGAUCAAAAGGUGAUUCGGAUGAGGAUGCUCGCGGAUUUCAGUUUAUAAACUUCGGUUAAGUAAUUAAGUCUUUAAGAGAAAGCUUUAUCUUUAUCAAAAUACUCAAACUUGUGUUAAACUAUGAAAUGUAAUGUAAAAAAAAUUAAUGUAAAAUAAACAAAAUCAAUACUUCA
Drosophila eugracilis is the source of this 453-nucleotide messenger RNA. RefSeq lists its product as uncharacterized. NCBI's taxonomy places the organism in Eukaryota, Metazoa, Arthropoda, Insecta, Diptera, Drosophilidae. The record is from RefSeq and is a predicted model, not a curated record.